CUCUUCCUUAUUCCGGUUUUUUCUUUUGUUUGUUUUCAUUGCUUUGAUCUUUUGUUACUUUGUGCAUUUUGUUCAAUUCUUUGUUCAACACGCCAAGAACCUGGGCAAUCCACGGUCAAGACCUUCCAUCCAGUAACAGAGGCAGAAGGAUCCCUUGAUGACAAGAGUUCGAGACCAGACGCUAGGAGAGAACUCCGCGAGCCAGCAAAACAAACUCGGCCAGGAAACAGACAACAAGGUCACCCGGGGGUGCCAGAAGAGGACGCUGUGAGGCGGGUUCUUCUUCCUGGUCGACGGCGAGCGCUUCCGGGGCGGUGGCGACGGAGGCGGAAGGGCGGUGUUGUAGCAGGUGGCUGUUGUCUCUGGGUAGGUCGUGGGAGGCUCCCGAGGUGGGGACCGGGCCGGGAUGGCUGCAGCGGCGGCCGGGGCCGGGAGCGGGCCCUGGGCGGCCCAGGAAAAGAAGUUCCCGCGGGCGCUGCUGAGUUUCUUCAUCUAGAGCCCGCGCUUCGGGCCGCGGGAAGGAGAGAACUCUCAGGGGAUCCCGAACUGCAGCUGGUCCUCACUGGGCUGUUUCUGUUCACGUGCCUGGUCACAGUGCUGGGGAACCUGCUCAUCAUCCUGGCCAUCAGUGCUGACUCCCACCUCCACACCCCCAUGUACUUCUUUCUCUCCAACCUGUCCUUGCCUGACAUCGGUUUCACCUCCACCACGGCCCCGAAGAUGAUUGUGGACAUCCAAUCUCACAGCAGAGUCAUCUCCUCUGCAGGCUUGCCUGACUCAGAUGUCUCUUUGCCAUUUUUGGAGGCACGGAAGAGAGACAUGCUCCUGAGUGUGAUGGCCUAUGACCGGUUUGUAGCCAUCUGUCACCCUCUAUAUCGUUCAGUCAUCAUGAGCCCGUGUUUCUGUGGCUUCCUAGUUUUGUUGUCUUUUUUUUUCUUCUCAGUCUUUUAGACUCCCAGCUGCACCACUUGAUUGCCUUGCUAAUGACCUACUUCAAGGAUGUGGAAAUUCCGAAUUUCUUCUGUGAUCCUUCUCAACUCCCCCAUCUUGCAUGUUGUGAUGCCUUCACCAAUAACAUCAUCAUGUAUUUCCCUGCC
This is a messenger RNA of Pongo pygmaeus (Bornean orangutan), 1097 nucleotides long. RefSeq lists its product as uncharacterized. Gene Ontology annotation, cellular component: membrane. The annotation marks the transcript as partial. The transcript has 3 exons. Lineage: Eukaryota; Metazoa; Chordata; Mammalia; Primates; Hominidae. The record is from RefSeq and is a predicted model, not a curated record. Gene Ontology annotation, molecular function: G protein-coupled receptor activity. Gene Ontology annotation, biological process: G protein-coupled receptor signaling pathway.